AGCGAUGGACACUGACGUGGAGGAUUUGGAAAUUAUCAUAGAUAUUGAGAAAACUGAGAAGAAGCUGUCAGAUGGAGAGAAGAAGCUGUCCGAUCUGAGAAAAUACCACGACAAGCUUGUACACCGGCUAAGAGAGAGGGAGAGCCACCCAUUAGCUACGACACCUGUGCCCACAUAUGAAGAGCUGAAGAAGAUGCUAACUCCAGCUCCCCCCGAUUUAACAGAUUUGUCACUAUACGACCCCUAUCCUCCUACACGAUAUCUCGAGUACUGCGAGGCUCACCCUCCUCCGCAGGUAUCAGACCAGGACGUUAAACAGGACGUUGAGAUACAGUUAGAGCAGUGGCGCGCCUCGCUGGAACCUUUUGACAGGGCCAUUCUACGCGGCGAGGUUACGCCUGAGGGAGAGAUGGAGCGCGGUGAGGUUACGCCAAACAGAGAGAAUUGUAAGGAGAAUUGCGAGGUUAAACCUCAAAUCGCAGACUCUACUAAUUCUAAAUAAUAUGCUUUCGUUAUCUCAACAGUUGACAAACGUAUUUAUUCUUUAAUAUACACUCAGUUUGUUUUAUAAAGACGGUUAAUUUUGGCGAAGGCUUCACCGUCUUUAAUUCAUCGCAACCCGUUUUUAAAUUUGCUGGUAGGAGUAAGGUCAGUGUGUGAAAUGUGCUUUAUUACAUCUGAUCUAUUUUUAGACCUGUUGAGGCGUCUUUAAUUUUUUAAUUUUGAAGUCUUUAAAAAACAAACUGAGUGUAGUCCUCACAUUUCAUUUCCCGUUUAUAUUUGAUUUUCCUGUUUACAUUUCCCGUUGUACAGUUCUCAUGAUAAUUUAUUAGAAGUUAGCAAGAAGCCAAUGAGUCAUGAGUGCCGAAACGUCGAUUAUUUCUAUUUAGUUUUCACCAGUUAUUAUUUGCCUUAUUUUACUUUGUAUGUCGGGAGCCGUUUAGCUCCCUACUAAA
Bolinopsis microptera is the source of this 956-nucleotide messenger RNA. RefSeq lists its product as uncharacterized. The transcript is spliced from 4 exons. The record is from RefSeq and is a predicted model, not a curated record. NCBI's taxonomy places the organism in Eukaryota, Metazoa, Ctenophora, Tentaculata, Lobata, Bolinopsidae. The coding region runs from base 5 to 502 and encodes 165 amino acids.